UAGAAUCUCUGAUAUUUGUUCAAGCCAACUCUAAUGGCUCUCGAUCAAUGGCUGAAGGACUUAGGCUUCAAGCCUUCCUUGGUUUUAGCGACCAUCUUUGUAGCAAUGGUCCUCAGGUUUCUACCGAAGGAAAAACAAAGGAAAAAAUACCUCAAUCUCCCACCAGGGCCUGGAAAGUUGCCCUUCAUUGGCAACCUUCACCAGCUGGGUAACAUGCCUCACAUAUCUCUCCACCGGUUGGCUCACAAGUAUGGUCCAAUCAUAUUCUUACAGCUUGGUCAGAUCCCAACUGUUGUCAUUUCUUCCUCUAAUUUGGCUAAGCAAGUGCUCAAAGCCCAUGAUCUUGCACUCUGUAGCCGACCUCAACUAUAUUCAGCCAAAUACCUAUUCUACGAUUGCACUGAUAUUGCGUUCGCCCCUUACGGUGCCUACUGGAGGAAUAUUAGGAAAAUUUGCAUACUGGAGCUACUCAGUGCCAAGCGAGUCCAAUCAUUUGGCUAUAUCAGAAAAGAAGAAGUUGCCCGUUUGGUUGCUCGGAUCGGAGAGUCUUAUCCUGACACCACCAAUCUAAGCAAGAUGAUUGGACUAUAUGCAAAUGAUGUCCUUUGUAGGGUGGCUCUUGGAAGGGACUUCUCACGAGGAGGGGAGUAUGAUCGGCAUGGCUUCCAGAAGAUGCUCGACGAUUACCAAGCGCUGCUUGGAGGAUUCAGUCUUGGAGACUAUUUUCCUUCCAUGGAAUUUGUGCACAGCUUAACAGGAAUGAAGUCUAAACUCAUCAACACCUAUAGACGUUUCGAUCAGUUCUUCGAUGGGGUCAUUAAUGAACACCGUAAUAAUUCCGAGGGAAAACUAGAGGAGCAGAAGGACCUUGUAGAUGUCUUACUUGAUAUACAGAAGAAUGGAUCUUCUGAUAGUGAUACGCCUCUUACCAUGGAUAACGUUAAAGCUGUGAUCUUGGACAUGUUUGCUGCUGGAACUGAUACAACUUUCAUAACGCUUGAUUGGACAAUGACAGAGCUGAUCAUGAAUCCCAGAGUCAUGGAAAAAGCACAAGCUGAAAUAAGAAGCAUUGUUGGGGAGAGAAAAGUUGUGCAAGAGAGUGAUCUGCUUCAGUUUCACUAUAUGAAAGCUGUGAUCAAAGAGAUCUUCCGAUUACAUCCUCCUGUCCCAGUUUUAGUCCCAAGAGAAUCCUUGGAAGAUGUUGUGAUUGAUGGGUACGAUAUCCCAGCCAAAACACGAAUUUAUGUCAAUGUCUGGGCAAUGGGAAGGGAUCCAGAACAAUGGGAAAAUCCAGAAACAUUUCAACCAGAAAGAUUUAUGGGCAGCAGCAUAGAUUUCAAAGGGCAGGGUUUUGAAUUGAUACCUUUUGGAGCUGGUAGAAGAAGCUGCCCAGCUAUCACAUUUGCAACAGCAACCGUUGAGCUUGCUUUAGCCCAACUUCUCCACAGCUUUGAUUGGGAGCUCCCUCCUGGAAUAAAAGCUGGUGAUAUAGAUAAUACUGAAGCUUUUGGCAUCUCAAUGCACAGGAUAGUUCCUCUGCACGUCAUUGCCAAAACACGCUUCCAGUAAGGCAGCAAUAAAGAAGACUAUAGCGAUUCUUCUUCUUGUAAAGUAUUAUAAGAACUGAAGAUAAGCUAUGCAAGUUUUCGAAUGCAUAAAUAAAGAAUUGGCUUAUCUUGAUCGGUGCAAA
Messenger RNA from Hevea brasiliensis (rubber tree), 1690 nucleotides. RefSeq names its product cytochrome P450 71AP13. NCBI's taxonomy places the organism in Eukaryota, Viridiplantae, Streptophyta, Magnoliopsida, Malpighiales, Euphorbiaceae. The record is from RefSeq and is a predicted model, not a curated record. The transcript is spliced from 2 exons. Gene Ontology annotation, molecular function: oxidoreductase activity, acting on paired donors, with incorporation or reduction of molecular oxygen; iron ion binding; monooxygenase activity. The coding region runs from base 34 to 1569 and encodes 511 amino acids.